Photinus pyralis (common eastern firefly) is the source of this 1604-nucleotide messenger RNA. RefSeq names its product 23 kDa integral membrane protein-like. The record is from RefSeq and is a predicted model, not a curated record. Bases 192 to 932 code for a protein of 246 amino acids. The transcript is spliced from 5 exons. Gene Ontology annotation, cellular component: membrane. NCBI's taxonomy places the organism in Eukaryota, Metazoa, Arthropoda, Insecta, Coleoptera, Lampyridae.
GUUAUCUUAGUAAUACCGUUCACUCUAGAAAGAGCGGUUCACGCAACGCGGUGUACCUAAUCCAUCACACAAUGAGAAACUUAAAACUUUGAAGGUUUUUGUUUCCGCUCUCAGGUGAACGUACUACUGCCUCGACAGGUACAGGUGGUGUGCAACCGUUUAUUUACCUACUGUUAGUUUAGUUUUAUAUUAUGGCAGUAUCAAAACAGUGUAAAUCAGUAUUGUGCUUUUUUUACGUGGGGCUGCUAUUUACAUCUGGUAUAUUAAUGUUUGGCGGCUGCAUUUAUUUAAGUUACAAAUUAUUCUCCUUUACGCACACAUUCAAAUUUGCACCCGCAGAAUGCGUAGGACCUUUCGUCUUAUUAACGUUACUUGCCAUCACGCACUGCGUUAUUUCCCGAUUUGGAUAUAACGGCGCGACGAAAGACAAUUUAAAACAUAUUCUUUGGUUUCAAAUGGGUUUGGCGGGGCAUAUGAUUUGCGAGAUUGCCAUUGGAAUAUGGUCAAUUAUUUUAAAUAGAAAAGCUGCUGUAACGUCAACAGUUAUGAUAACGGAUUCUUUUAACAGUUUCAUAAGUGACAAUUAUCACAAAUCAAGUUGGGAAUCUUUGCAACAGGAGUUGCAGUGUUGCGGAAUAGAUCAUCCAAAUGACUAUAAAAUACUUAAUCCCUCGAGCGGAUUUAUUCCAACAGCGUGUUGCGAAACCGAUCCAUGUACGCGCUUAUUUCAACACGGUUGCAAAGACCUUACAAUUCAAAGUGUCAAAAAGCUACUACUGGACAUUACAUUUAUAAGCUUCGGAUCAGCGUUGUUUAUGAUGCUAGGUAUAGUGUGCUUUUGUUAUUUGCGAAAAGCUAUUAAGCAGCAGACUAAAGCUGAAAUUAGCGAGAAAAGAAGAGCUCCUGGGGAGGCUAGCCGAAUGACUAAAUAAAGUAUGGGUAUUAAUGUGACACAGUCGGGGUCUUUUGGGGAGGAAACCGGCGGGCUUCCCGCAUGACAGCAGGCAUUUAUGAGUGUUUUAUAUUUUUAUUAUUAAGUAACUUUCGGCUGUGCCUUUCCUCCCCUCUUGAUGUGCCACAGUUUUGACAAAAGUAGCAUAUUGUACUUAAUAAGCAGCCAAGGUUAUCUUGGGUGCAUUCAAGUAAGACUGUAACAGAGUUCAAAUCUGCAAAGAUGAACAGUCACAAAUUCAUUAUUUUUAUUUGUCUUUUAAGACAUUGUGAUAUUUAUGUAAACCGUUUUUACAUCGAGAUUUUGACAACUAUUCAUUUUAAUAUUGUAUGAUGUCAUUAGAGAUAUAUGGUUUUUAGUUUAGUGUUAUGUAAGAAUUGUACCUAUAUUUCUACAUUAUCUAUUUAUACUGUUUUUAUUAAAAUAAACGACUGAAAAAUGUACCUACUACUGUUCAUGUAAGAACGUCAUGGUGCGUGUGCAAGAUCAGAAGUUAACCUGGCGAAUGCAUUCGCGGAACCCAUUUUGGAUCAACCUUUGUCAUCCCAAGGUACUUGUGGAAAAUUCGGAAAACCGUGUCUUCUGAAACCCAUACUAAAGCUGCUAAUUGUCGGUUUUUAGCCUUCCAUCCACCAGUUCCAAAAUUUACACA